Molecule: messenger RNA, 1645 nt
Organism: Pogoniulus pusillus (Red-fronted tinkerbird)
Lineage: Eukaryota; Metazoa; Chordata; Aves; Piciformes; Lybiidae
Gene: TRMT10A
Product: tRNA methyltransferase 10A
Exons: 8
Coding region: 117-1136 (339 amino acids)
Biological process (GO): tRNA N1-guanine methylation
Cellular component (GO): nucleoplasm; nucleus; cytosol
Molecular function (GO): methyltransferase activity; tRNA binding
Source: RefSeq, a predicted model, not a curated record
GGGGGUGGCUGUGGGGCUGUUGCGUUCUGAGGCACUUGAGUGCGUGAGCAGAAAUAGCGGCUGCGUUUCUCUCUCUGUAACGUCUGUGUGCAUCGAUAGUGAAAAACUUGCUUUAAAUGAAAUAUUUGCCGCGGGUUAGGAAACAAGUUGGUAAGCCUGGCCGAAAGCUAAUGUCAUCAGAAAGGCCAACAAAAAGUUCAGAGGUGCCAACAGAAAAUACCAUGUCCCCUCAACUCCCUGAUGUGGAAGGAAGGGUGAAGUCAAAUGACAGCCCAGUAGAGGGACAAGAGGAAGGCUCAGAGAAAGGAGAAUGCCUUGAGCCCAUGUCCAAGAGGCAAAGGAAGAAGCUAUUGAAGCAGAAACAGUGGGAAGAACAGAAAGAUCUACGAAGGCAGAAACGAAAAGAGAAACGCCAGAAGAGAAAACUAGAACGUCAGUCAAACCUGGAUGCCAGUCAUGAAGGCAGUGACAGAAAGCGUACGCGAAGGGAAGCUGUUCCUAGUACACUUCGUCUCAUUGUGGACUGCAGCUUUGAUGACUUGAUGGUGCUAAAGGAUGUUAAGAAGCUUCACAAGCAAAUUCAGAGAUGUUACGCCGAAAACCGCAAAGCGUUUCACCCUGUGCAGUUUUACUUGACCAGCCAUGGGGGGCAGUUGAAGAGCAACAUGAAUGAAAAUGACAAAGGAUGGGUGAACUGGAAGGAUAUCCAAAUUAGAACAGAGCACUACAGUGAGCUAAUAAAGAAAGAAGACCUAAUAUAUCUUACCUCAGAUUCCCCGGAUGUUCUCAGUGAGCUUGAUGAGAAGAAAGCCUAUGUGAUUGGAGGAUUGGUGGACCACAAUCACUACAAGGGAAUUACUUACAGAAAAGCUGUAGAGCAGGGAAUUGGUCAUGCACAGCUUCCACUUGGAAACUUUGUCAAGAUGAAUAGUCGCAAAGUGUUAGCUGUCAAUCAUGUAUUUGAGAUCAUCCUUGCAUACCUGGAGAAGAGAGACUGGAAGGAGGCCUUUUUCAGUGUCUUGCCACAGCGGAAAGGGGCUGUUCCUUUGGGAGAAGCCAAUAAUUCAUCCAAACAUGCCCUGUCUGGAAGAGAAGAUGAAAACACUGACUCAGACAGCAAUGAGGCUUUAGAAUGAGAUGGUAGGAAGGGUAAGAUACACAGGUCAUGGGAUAAAACUGGGACGUGAAGUAGUUGCACUUCAGAGACCAUCUGCUGCCCUGGUGUUACUGAAUUGUCUAAAGGAUCAGUAGUUCUGCAGCUAGUGCAGAGCUGUUUCUGAACCUAAAAGAGAAAAGAUAAAUGCAUUUUUUUAAUGCUGAAACGACCAUAUUAAUACCUUUUAAAAGAAAUAAAUGAAUAGCAAAUAAUAGAAUUGAUUUUGUUUCCCUAGGAAGCUGUUUAUCUGCCUUUUUUUUAAAACAUAUUUUUAUACGUAGCAAAUUGGGUGUGGUACCCAAGAGCAUUAGUAGUUACUGUUUUGAGGCAUGCAUUGUUCUGUAUUUCUGCUCUGAGGUUUCUUAAAAGCAGUCAAUGGUAAGCAUUAUUGUGGCCUGAAAACCUGUACUGCUAGUGCCUGAUGAGGGUGCACACAGACAAUCAAAACAAGCAAAUAAAAAUCAUAAUUUUCCUGAGCAUCCCAACAGA